CAAACGCUGGUAUCCGCGAUUCAAUCUGUCCAUACGUGGUUAGCUCUGCCGAUUUAUUGUGAAACCUUAGAGACGGUGAGAAUAUCGGAUGGACUCGGCAGAGCUUGAGGCUUCAUCACACGGUGGGGCUUCCAGAGAGCAGGCACCAUUGUCUCCCAGAACUGCUUUGAGCCAAGAUGCGACAAAGAAAGGACGUGUCGUCUAUGUCGGACACGAUAAGUUUGGCACCCGUGUCCCUUUGGAUGAGCUCAGGAAGCUGUACCUAAACGAGCUCCCCGGUCGUGUCACCGACCAUGAAAGGCGAACCAUCACCUACGAUGGAAGUUUGAAAAAGUAUCCUCCAGUCCGUCUUCUCCGGAAUUGCGAUCGGAAACGAAUAUUGGUCACUGGAGGAGCUGGGUUUGUGGGAUCGCAUCUGGUGGAUAGAUUGAUGAUUAUGGGCAAUGAGGUUGUCGUGCUGGAUAACUUUUUUACUGGGAGAAAGAAUAACAUUGAACAUUGGUUGGGACAUCCAAAUUUCGAACUCGUGCGACACGAUGUUGUAGACCCGUUUAUGAUUGAAGUGGAUGAAAUCUACCAUCUGGCUUGUCCUGCCUCACCACCUCAUUACCAAUACAACCCGAUCAAAACCGUCAAGACAAGUGUGAUGGGAACAAUCAACAUGCUCGGGCUAGCCAAGCGCACAAAAGCGAAAUUCCUCCUCACAUCAACCUCUGAGAUUUAUGGAGAUCCAAAGGAACAUCCACAGAAGGAGACAUAUUGGGGACAUGUCAACCCUAUUGGACCAAGGGCGUGCUACGAUGAAGGCAAACGGGUAGCAGAAACCUUGACGUUUGCCUACGCCAAACAAGAAAAGCUUGACGUCAGAGUAGCGCGUAUCUUCAACACCUUUGGACCCCGCAUGAACGAGAAUGACGGUCGCGUCGUUUCAAAUUUCAUCAUACAGGCCUUGAGAGGGGAGGAUUUGACGGUCUACGGCGAAGGGGAUCAGACGCGAUCGUUUCAAUAUAUCCAUGACCUGGUGGACGGGUUGAUUCAACUCAUGCAUUCCAAGGCACAUGAACCGGUCAACCUUGGCAAUCCAGAUGAAUACACAAUCAUGGAGUUUGCUGAAAUCAUUCGAGAUACAGUUAACAAAGAAGUCAGAAUCGUGAAUCUGCCUUCGACCACGGAUGAUCCUCAACGUAGGCGCCCGGACAUUACCCGCGCCAAGACCUUCCUCGACUGGUCACCAAAGUUUUCAGUGAUGCAAGGAAUAGAGGAAACAGUAGAAUAUUUUUCAAAGCUUGCCAAUGAUCUGUAAAAAAAAAAGAAUGGCGGGAAGGAGCACUUGUACAUGAAAUAGACGCAUACUGAACGGCA
Molecule: messenger RNA, 1362 nt
Organism: Spizellomyces punctatus DAOM BR117
Lineage: Eukaryota; Fungi; Chytridiomycota; Chytridiomycetes; Spizellomycetales; Spizellomycetaceae
Exons: 5
Coding region: 89-1303 (404 amino acids)
Biological process (GO): D-xylose metabolic process
Cellular component (GO): cytoplasm
Molecular function (GO): NAD+ binding; UDP-glucuronate decarboxylase activity
Source: RefSeq, a predicted model, not a curated record